CUACUACGUACGUACGUUGUGUGAAAUUUCGAUUUUGCGUUUUGUAGGCGGCUGAUCUGAUUAGAUUUUCUUUUUCUUAGUUUGUUAAUAAGUUUAGAAGAACUAGAAAUAAAUAUGUCGCGGCAAACAUCAAGACUUGAUGCCAAGAAAGUGAAUUCAGAGCUCUUAACGCUCACGUACGGUGCUUUGGUCUCUCAAAUGUUGAAAGAACAAGAAAACUCAGAGGAUGUCAACAAGCAAUUGGAGAGAAUUGGUUAUAAUAUGGGCGUAAGACUGAUCGAAGACUUUCUUGCCAGGACUACUUCAACUAGAUGUUUGGAAAUGAGAGAAACAGCGGACAAAAUACAGCAAGCUUUCAGACUAUACCUCAACAUGCAGCCAACGGUCACAAGUUGGAGCAGCGCAGGCGAUGAGUUCUCCCUCGUCUGGGACCAGUGUCCGCUCAGUGAGUGGGUGGAGAUGCCCAACAACGGCCUGAAGUACUGCGCACUGAUACCGGGGGCGAUACGGGGCGCGCUGCAGAUGGUGCAGUUGGACGUUCAGUGCUGGUUUAUACAGGACCAGUUAAAAGGCGAUCCGGUCACAGAGCUACGAGUGAAGUACAUCAAAAGGUUAGAAGACGCAGUGCCCGCUGGAGAAGAUUAAUUAUUUAAACAGCAAUGUAUGUUUCCAAUUAUACUAUUAUUAUAGAAUGGUUAAGAUCUUGUGGAGUCAUGUAGAUUACGAUGAGAUCUCUAUUUCAUCUUAUAAUUACUAGAAAUGGCUGUCAAAGGUCUAUGUAACCAAUCGCCAGAUACAUUUUACUUGAAGAAUUGUUUGCUCUGUUCUAAAUAAGAAAAACUGGAAAAAUAUACCUUUUUACACAGGUUUAGUGGAGGGCUUCUAAGCGCCCUCUAGCGGAUUUUUACUAACAAAAAUUACAUGAAGUCUUGUACAGCUUCAAUAGAUGGCGUUAAAACCUAAACCUGUCUUAGAUAAUAAUCAAAAUUAUUAUAAUAAAAUUAUUUGGCCUACAAGUUUGGCGAUAGAAGUAUUUGCCCUAGGUACCUAAUUACCUAUUAUUAUGGUGUAUCGACUUUGAUCAAAAUAAUAAUGAAAUUGUAUAAAAGGGUAAAUGAGAGGUGUUGUGAAUGAUGGCUUCUUGCUGAUACAACCACAACCUUAUGUACCCACUGUAUUUCAAACCUGUUUAAAAACCAUGCAACAUUAUUAUGUUUCUAAUUUAUAAAUUACACGGCACCUCUAAACAGGUGCCUAUUUUCAUAUUUGGCGAUGUAGGUACAUUAUCAAUUUAUUAUAAUUGUCAGUUUUCCUGGUUGAAACGAUUUAUUACUGUCAGUUUUAUUAAUAGUCUGAUAGCAUAUUUAAGAUGUAAAGUGUUUAACUUUAAAUAAACUCUAUUUAUAG
This is a messenger RNA of Ostrinia nubilalis (European corn borer), 1407 nucleotides long. RefSeq names its product trafficking protein particle complex subunit 3 (gene Bet3). Bases 115 to 645 code for a protein of 176 amino acids. The record is from RefSeq and is a predicted model, not a curated record. Gene Ontology annotation, cellular component: cis-Golgi network membrane; cytosol; TRAPP complex. Gene Ontology annotation, biological process: endoplasmic reticulum to Golgi vesicle-mediated transport; intra-Golgi vesicle-mediated transport. Lineage: Eukaryota; Metazoa; Arthropoda; Insecta; Lepidoptera; Crambidae. The transcript has 5 exons.